AUGAAGUUCAGAGGCGCGCCCUCGUGCUCUGACCCCUAUUAUAUCUUGAGAAGGAGCAGAAAGGAACUACCUGACAACGGAGCGGGGGCCAACGGCAUCCGGUUGACCAUGGAGAGUGCUCUGACCGCCCGUGACCGGGUGGGGGUCCAGGACUUUGUCCUGCUCGAGAACUUCACCAGUGAAGCUGCAUUCAUUGAGAACCUGCGGAAGCGCUUCAAGGAGAAUCUGAUCUAUACGUACAUUGGCUCAGUUCUGGUGUCUGUGAAUCCAUACAAGGAACUGGAAAUCUACAGCAAGCAGAACAUGGAGCGAUACCGUGGCGUCAGCUUCUAUGAAGUUUCUCCUCACCUCUACGCUAUUGCAGACAAUUCCUACCGCUCCCUGCGCACGGAGAGGAAGGAUCAGUGCAUCCUGAUCUCGGGGGAGAGCGGGGCUGGCAAGACCGAGGCCACCAAGAAGAUCCUGCAGUACUACGCCGUGACCUGCCCAGCCAGCCAGCAGGUCGAAACCGUGAAGGACCGACUCUUACAGUCCAACCCUGUCCUGGAGGCCUUUGGAAAUGCAAAAACCCUUCGGAAUGACAACUCCAGCCGAUUUGGGAAAUACAUGGAUGUGCAGUUUGAUUACAGGGGGGCUCCUGUCGGGGGCCACAUCUUGAACUACCUCCUGGAGAAAUCCCGAGUUGUGCACCAGAACCAUGGAGAGAGGAACUUCCACAUUUUCUACCAGCUGCUAGAAGGAGGGGAAGAGGACUUACUGCGGAGGCUGGGCCUCGAGAAGAACCCACAACAGUAUCACUAUUUAGUAAAGGGUCACUGUGCAAGGGUCAGUUCCAUAAAUGAUAAAAACGAUUGGAAGAUCGUGCGAAGAGCCUUGUCCAUUAUAAGCUUCAAGGACAACGAGGUGGAGGAUCUGCUGAGCGUUGUGGCUAGUGUCCUGCAUCUGGGGAACGUGCAGUUUGCUGCUGAUGAGCAAGGAAAUGCUCAGGUCACUACAGAGAAUCAGAUCAAAUACCUGGCUAGGCUUCUAGCAGUUGAAGGCUCUGUUCUUCGAGAUGCUUUGAUCCACAGGAAGAUCAUAGCAAAAGGGGAAGAGCUCAUCAGCCCCCUGAACCUGGAGCAGGCAGCCUAUGCAAGGGAUGCUCUUGCCAAGGCAAUAUACGGACGCACUUUCUCCUGGCUGGUGAACAAGGUUAACAAGUCUCUGGCUUAUGAGGAAGGAAAGUUUCCAGGCUGGAGAAGCACAACAGUUCUAGGAUUGCUCGAUAUCUAUGGAUUUGAGGUUUUCCAGCACAACAGCUUUGAGCAGUUUUGUAUUAAUUAUUGUAAUGAAAAAUUGCAGCAGCUCUUCAUAGAGCUCACAUUAAAGUCAGAACAAGAGGAGUACGAGUCAGAAGGCAUAGCGUGGGAACCGGUUCAGUAUUUCAACAACAAAAUAAUCUGUGAUUUGGUGGAAGAGAAGUUCAAAGGCAUCAUUUCUAUUUUGGAUGAAGAGUGCCUGAGACCUGGGGAUGCCACAGAUACAACCUUCUUGGAGAAACUGGAGGAAACUGUGAAGAACCAUCCCCAUUUUCUCACGCACAAGCUCGCUGACCAGAAGACCCGCAAGUCCCUGGGGCGGGAGGAGUUCCGACUGUUGCACUAUGCUGGAGAGGUCACCUACAGCGUCGCAGGUUUUCUGGAUAAAAACAAUGACCUUCUCUUUCGGAACCUGAAGGAGACCAUGUGCAACUCUGAGAAUCCCAUCAUAAACCAGUGUUUCGACAGGACAGAGCUGACGGACAAGAAGAGACCUGAAACGGCAGCAACUCAGUUUAAAAACAGCCUCUCCAAGCUCAUGGAAAUUCUCAUGUCCAAAGAACCCUCCUACAUUCGCUGCAUUAAACCCAACGAUGCUAAACAGGCUGACCGAUUCGAUGAAGUUCUCAUCCGACACCAAGUGAAAUACUUGGGCCUGAUGGAGAACCUCCGCGUGCGCAGAGCCGGCUUCGCCUAUCGGAGGAAAUAUGAGGUCUUCCUGCAGAGGUACAAAUCCCUUUGUCCAGAAACGUGGCCCACGUGGGACGGGCGGCCCCACGACGGGGUGGCUGUGCUGGUGAAGCAUCUGGGCUACAAACAGGAAGAAUACAAAAUGGGACGAACAAAGAUUUUUAUCCGCUUUCCCAAGACCUUGUUUGCGACGGAAGAUGCUCUGGAAGUGAGGAAGCAGAGUCUGGCCACAAAAAUGCAGGCCACGUGGAGAGGUUUCUACCGUCGGAAGAAAUUCCUGCACAUGAAACACUCAGCAAUAGCCAUCCAGUCCUGGUGGCGGGGAACGCUGGGGCGCCGGAAAGCUGCCAAGAGGAAGUGGGCAGUGGAGACCAUCAGGAGGUUCAUCAAAGGUUUCAUUUACCGGAACCACCCGCGGUGCCCCGAGAACGAGUAUUUCCUGGAUUACAUCCGCUUCUCCUUCCUCAUGAACCUCAAAAGGAACCUGCCAAAGAAUGUUCUGGACAAGUCGUGGCCAACUCCUCCUCCGUCGCUCAGUGAGGCAUCCCAGCUCCUGCGCCAGCUCUGUAUGCAGAACAUGGUCUGGACCUACUGCAAGAGAAUCAGCCCCGAGUGGAAGCAGCAGCUGGAACAAAAAGUAAUUGCCAGUGAGAUUUUCAAGGGUAAAAAGGACAAUUACCCUCAGAGUGUUCCAAGACUCUUCAUCAACACCCGCCUGGGUAAUGAAGAGAUAAAUGCUAAAGUCCUGCAGGCUUUAAACAAUGAAGCCAUUAAGUACGCAGUUCCUGUGGUCAAGUACGACCGGAAGGGAUACAAGGCAAGAGCCCGGCAGCUGCUCCUCACCCAGCACGCAGCCAUCAUCAUCGAGGAGUCCAAGAUCAAGCAACGCAUCGACUACGGCAAUCUGACAGGCAUCUCCGUGAGCAGCCUGAGCGAUAACCUCUUCGUGCUGCACGUGCACUGUGAGGACAACAAACAGAAGGGAGAUGUCGUGCUGCAGAGUGACCACGUCAUUGAGACGCUCACCAAGACAGCCAUGCAGGCAGGCAAAGUCAACAACGUCAACAUCAACCAGGGCAGCAUCAAGUUUACAGUUGGACAAGGCAAAGAAGGGAUCAUUGACUUCAUAUCAGGAUCAGAACUGCUCAUAGCCAAAGCCAAGAACGGCCAUCUAACAGUGGUUGCUCCUCGUUUGAAUUCUCGAUGA
Messenger RNA from Nestor notabilis (Kea), 3195 nucleotides. RefSeq names its product myosin IC (gene MYO1C). The transcript is spliced from 33 exons. Lineage: Eukaryota; Metazoa; Chordata; Aves; Psittaciformes; Psittacidae. Gene Ontology annotation, molecular function: ATP binding; microfilament motor activity; actin filament binding. Gene Ontology annotation, cellular component: microvillus; vesicle; myosin complex. The coding region runs from base 1 to 3195 and encodes 1064 amino acids. Gene Ontology annotation, biological process: vesicle transport along actin filament; actin filament organization. The record is from RefSeq and is a predicted model, not a curated record.